GUUGAAAAGAUCGUUCCACCCGCUGCCUGUCAUUCGAGUCGAAUUCUUGGACAUCGCGCCUCCUCAACGUUAAGGCAUCAUGGUCUCUCGACAUGUGCAACGCAAAGUCCGCUCCUCCAUCUGUACCUCCAUGCACACCCGUAGCUUGGCCUUCUGGACUGAAGAAGACAAGGCUGAACGUGCCGAACGUGGCCGUGAGCUGCAGGACGUGGUGAUCGUCGGCGGCGGCAUCGUCGGCAGCGCGCUUGCGUGCAACCUCAAGUCGAACCCUGUUUUCCACGGCAAGAAGGUCACGGUCAUUGAACCAUCUCCUCCCAAGCAGUUGGAAGAUGCCAACGCUUCGUUGGGCCUCCCGGACGCGCGCGUGUACACGAUCACGCCGGCGUCCAAGAAGCUGUUUGAAGCGAUCGGGGUCUGGGAUAAAAUCAAGCCCGAGCACAUCGCGCCUUUCGGUCACAUGCAGGUGUGGGACGCCAUGGGCGACGGAUUCAUCCGCUUCGACGCGGCCAAGGCCCAAGUGAAGAGCGGCAGCGACCUCGGGUACGUGCUCGAGCACGGCGUGUUGCAGCGCGCGUUGGCUCUCCGCAUGCAAGAACUUGCAGGCCAAGACGACCCCAACCCGCUGCGCAUCCUCAGCCCUGCCGAGGUACAUGCCCCUUCCUCCUCCACAUCGUCAUCACCUUAUCUCACCAUGUUCCAUCACCAGGUGCGCAACUUUGAAGGUCCUGGCGAAGUGCAUCGCGCGGGCACCGUCACUUUGGAAGACGGCACCGAGAUUCGCAGCCGCCUCGUGGUGGCUGCCGACGGUGGCAAGUCCAUGAUCCGCAAACUGUCGGCGCUGGGCACGUGGGGCUGGACGUACGACCAACAGGCGGUGGUGGCCACCGUCAAGACGGACCAGAUCAACACGACGGCGUUCCAGCGCUUCCUCCCGUCGGGUCCCAUCGCGCUGCUGCCGCUCCGCGACGGGUACUCGUCCGUGGUGUGGAGCACCACCGAGAACCACGCGAUCGAACUCAAGUCCAUCUCCCCCCAAGAAUUUGUGGCUGCGCUCAACGAAGCGCUGCACAAGCCGUCUGUGACACCGUCGCCGCCGCAAGUGCCGCUCCUCGGUAACCUCAUCCAAGGCAUCCACUUGGCCGCGCAGACGGUGUUGGCGGCCGGCGCGCUCGCCGAUCCGUUCCAAGCGCCGCCCAAGGCCACGGAAGCCGUCGGUCGCCGCAUUGCAUUCCCACUCAAACUGCAACAUGCGACACGCUAUUCCAAGUACGGGGUGGCGUUGAUUGGCGAUUCCGCGCACUCGAUCCAUCCAUUAGCGGGUCAAGGCUUGAACUUGGGCCUGGCGGAUGUGACAUCGCUCGGCAACGUCUUGUCGCAGGGGGUGCAAGCGGGCGUGCACUUGGGCGACGAAUUGUUCUUGAAACACUACGACAACGACCGAAAGAAGGCCAACAUCUCGAUGGCGUUGGCCAUGGACGGGUUCAAGAACCUCUUUGGCCCUGCCCCCGAUGCCGUCCAAGUCGCGCGCAACGUCGGCAUGUCCACGUUGAAUGCCGUCGAGCCGAUCAAGGUAUACAUGAUGAUCUUGGGUGUGUCGGGAUACUGCUGCGUUCAUCUAACAUUCGAUUUGUAGACUCAAAUCAUGAAGUACGCCAUGGGCUUGUAAUAGAUUGCAUAGAUGAACACGACGAUCAUGUUACAGUACACGACGUUUGUCUUGCUCAAUGAGGUGCUAGAUGGGUCGUUCGUAGAAGCUCGGCUCUGCCUUGCUGCAGAUCUUCGCUAGGACAUCAUGGAGAGAUAGACACAAGCAUCAUGCACGACGGCGUCUUUGAGGAAUGAAUCUCUCGC
Messenger RNA from Aphanomyces astaci, 1851 nucleotides. RefSeq names its product ubiquinone biosynthesis monooxygenase COQ6. The record is from RefSeq and is a predicted model, not a curated record. The transcript is spliced from 4 exons. Lineage: Eukaryota; Oomycota; Saprolegniomycetes; Saprolegniales; Verrucalvaceae. Gene Ontology annotation, biological process: ubiquinone biosynthetic process. The coding region runs from base 80 to 1633 and encodes 517 amino acids. Gene Ontology annotation, molecular function: oxidoreductase activity, acting on paired donors, with incorporation or reduction of molecular oxygen, NAD(P)H as one donor, and incorporation of one atom of oxygen; FAD binding; 2-octaprenyl-6-methoxyphenol hydroxylase activity. Gene Ontology annotation, cellular component: mitochondrion.